GUUUCUCUCACUGAGUGGCAAAUUACUGGAACACUCAAUAUCAUCACUUUCUACCGAUAAACUCAAGACAAAAUUUGAUCUUCCUAGCAAUAAACCACAAGGAUUAAUAUGAGUCGAUUGACCCAUCCUCAUGAUUAAAAAAGAAUAUAUCAAAGUUUCGAACUAUAGAAAUCGACGAAAAAUGUACUAUCGUCGUGGGAGCUUUGCAAAUAAAAGUCCCUUUUAUUCCACUCGACUAUGUCAACCUCUUGAAAUUUUAAGUUAUUGGGUAUUGAACGGUUCUUGAAGAAGGUUUGAAACUGGUAUCAAUUUUCACUCAAAAUCAUUGUAUUUUGUCUGUUACAAAGAAGUCCCAACGGUCUUUUUUGUUGAUCACAAUGACGACUUUGUAUCCGUAAUCUACACACUUUAUAAUUUACAUUAUGGGAACAAAUCAAGUUCAACAAAUUCUUCCGGUCCAAUUUAAAAAGACAUGUAUCCCAAUAAUAUCAGGACAGUUAUUAUCUAUACUAAUUGGUUUAACUGCAAUAUGUAAUGGUGUACUUUCUAGAUAUAAUAUAAAUUUACCAUUAGCUAUAAAUUUUCCACAUUAUUUUCUAUUAUUUCUUUUCUAUGGAGUUCCUUAUUUUAGUUUUAAUCUAUACAAGAAAUUAUCUCAUUCUAAUAAUAGUACCAACAAUAGAAAUGAACCGAUUAGUAAUACUUUAAAUUACAAUACCGAUAAUAGAACCAUUACAAAUUAUAAUAGUAAUUCUAUUAUUGACAAUGAACAAAUUAUUAUUAUACCUAAUUCUGAGAGAAAUUUUAUUCGAACAUUAUUAAUUCGUUUCAGCUUUUAUUCAUUAAUUGCUUUUAUUGAUGUUCAUGCUAAUUGGUCCAUUGUAACUGCAUAUGCCUAUACAAGUGUAACUAGUAUUCAAUCAUUAGAUUGUAUCUCUAUACCAACAGUUGUAUUAUCAAGUUAUUUUUUCUUAUCAUAUCGUUAUGCAUGGAAUCAUUAUAUUGGAAUAAUUUCAUGUUUAAUUGGUGCUACUGGUAUGAUACUCACAGAUUAUUUUAUACAACCAUCAAAUCAGAAUAUUGUUCAUCAUAACACUACAAGUGAAAUCUAUUUGAAUCAAUUAUAUAAUAACACUGUAAACAAUCAGUUAUUUACUGCUGAACAAAUGAUAUUCGGUGAUUUCUUAGUUAUUAUUGGAGCUAUUUCAUAUGGAUUAUCAAAUGUUCUACAACAAUAUCUUGUACUAAAAUAUGGUAUCGUAGAAUUUCUUGGUUGUGUUGGUUUAAUAGCAUCAAUCAUAAUAUUAAUUUAUACUGUUUCACUUGAAAAACAUUCAAUCAGCAUGAUACUAUUUAAUGUUACGUCUAUGGAUUUAACAAAAGUUAUUGGUUGUUUCAUUGGUUAUGCUUUGUCAAUGUUUCUAUUAUAUUCUUUAAUGCCACUAGUUUUAAUGCGUUCAUCUGCUGUCCUAGUAAAUUUAUCAUUACUUACAUCCGAUGUUUAUGCUGUAUUGAUGGAUAUUUUUAUAUUUCAUCAUAGUUUUCAUUAUUUAUACAUUUUGUGUUUUCUAAUAAUUUUACUCGGCGUUGGUCUAUUCAAUGUAAAUCAACCAGUUAUUACUGAUAAAAAAAAUUGUCGAUCGAAUUGUUUCCGCUUGGAAACUAAGUUAUAA
Messenger RNA from Schistosoma rodhaini, 1673 nucleotides. NCBI's taxonomy places the organism in Eukaryota, Metazoa, Platyhelminthes, Trematoda, Strigeidida, Schistosomatidae. The record is from the annotation of a GenBank genome assembly.